GAGGUCUCGCUCGACCCCCUGAGCUGUGUCCCGCCCCCGCGUCGUGCGCAGGCGCGGACAGGCCUCACGCAUUCUACGUAACGGCUGGCGGAGGCUACGUGAAGAGUGGUGCGGCGUGACUGAGCUACCUGGUCCGGCUGUGUCCUAGAGGCGUCGAGGGCAGUGAAACCGCAGUGACCCGGCAGGGGGUGGCCGGCCCGAGAGGCAGGCAAGGGGCAAUGAAAGCCUUCCAUGCUUUCUGUGUUGUCCUUUUGAUAUUUGGGAGUGUCUCUGAAGCCAAGUUUGAUGAUUUCGAGGAUGAGGAAGACAUCGUAGAGUAUGAUGAUAAUGACUUUGCUGAAUUUGAGGAUGUCACAGAAGACUCUGUUACUGAAUCUCCUCAACGAGUGAUAACCACUGAAGAUGAUGAAGAUGAGACUACUGUGGAGUUGGAAGGGCAGGAUGAAAACCAAGAAGGAGAUUUUGAAGAUGCAGAUACCCAGGAGGGAGAUACCGAGAGUGAACCAUAUGAUGAUGAAGAAUUUGAAGGUUAUGAAGACAAACCAGAUACUUCUUCUAGCAAAAAUAAAGACCCGAUAACAAUUGUCGAUGUUCCUGCACACCUCCAGAACAGUUGGGAGAGUUAUUAUCUAGAGAUUUUAAUGGUGACUGGUCUGCUUGCCUACAUCAUGAAUUAUAUCAUCGGAAAGAAUAAAAACAGUCGCCUUGCUCAGGCCUGGUUUAACACUCAUAGGGAGCUUUUGGAGAGCAACUUUACCUUAGUAGGGGAUGAUGGAACUAACAAAGAAGCCACCAGCACAGGAAAGCUGAACCAGGAGAAUGAGCACAUUUACAACCUGUGGUGUUCUGGUCGAGUGUGCUGUGAGGGGAUGCUUAUCCAGCUGAGGUUCCUCAAGAGACAGGACUUAUUGAAUGUCCUGGCCCGGAUGAUGAGGCCAGUGAGUGAUCAAGUGCAAAUAAAAGUAACCAUGAAUGAUGAAGACAUGGAUACCUAUGUGUUUGCUGUUGGUACUCGGAAAGCCUUGGUACGACUACAGAAAGAGAUGCAGGAUCUGAGUGAGUUUUGUAGUGACAAACCUAAGUCUGGAGCGAAGUAUGGACUGCCUGACUCCUUGGCCAUCCUGUCAGAGAUGGGAGAAGUCACAGAGGGAAUGAUGGAUACAAAGAUGGUUCACUUUCUUACACACUAUGCUGACAAGAUUGAAUCCGUUCAUUUUUCAGACCAGUUCUCUGGUCCAAAAAUUAUGCAAGAGGAAGGUCAGCCUUUAAAGCUACCUGACACUAAGAGGACACUAUUGUUUACAUUUAAUGUGCCUGGCUCAGGUAACACUUACCCAAAGGAUAUGGAGGCUUUACUACCCCUGAUGAACAUGGUGAUUUAUUCUAUUGAUAAAGCCAAAAAGUUUCGACUCAACAGAGAAGGCAAACAAAAAGCAGACAAGAACCGAGCUCGAGUGGAGGAGAACUUCUUGAAGCUGACGCAUGUGCAAAGACAGGAAGCUGCCCAGUCUCGACGUGAGGAGAAGAAAAGAGCAGAGAAGGAGCGAAUCAUGAAUGAGGAAGAUCCUGAGAAACAGCGCAGGCUGGAGGAAGCUGCCUUGAGGCGUGAGCAAAAGAAAUUGGAGAAGAAGCAAAUGAAAAUGAAACAAAUCAAAGUGAAAGCCAUGUAAAGUCAUCCAAGAGAUCUGAGUCCUUAUGCCACCUGUAAACUCUGAAUUCACAGGAAACAAAAAAUACCAGUUCAUUUCUCAUCUUAAAGUUUCCCAGUGACUGAGAAAUCCUUAUUUCAUCGUGUGUUCUGUUUUUGGUUUGGAGUUUUACAGAGGUCAGAGAUACAUUGGAAGGACUCUGUUACAGUAAUUUUCUUCCAGAUAAUCAAAUUAUUUUGAUUAUUUUAUAAAAGGAAUAAUAUAUGAAAUCUGUGUAGUUUCAAAACAUUUUAAAAAUUAUAACAUGAAUCAGUACUUUUAGUGCUUGAUAUUUGACGAAAUAUCAUGAAAUUUAUAGAUAUAUAAUAGAUUGUUGCUUUUUGUUGAAACUAGGCAGUUGAAAUGGCUAUGAAGACUGACUCUAAACCAAGAUUGCACAGAUAACUAUUGGAAUUGCACAAUAAACAUUGCUUGGUGUUCU
Molecule: messenger RNA, 2130 nt
Organism: Physeter macrocephalus (sperm whale)
Lineage: Eukaryota; Metazoa; Chordata; Mammalia; Artiodactyla; Physeteridae
Gene: CCDC47
Product: coiled-coil domain containing 47
Exons: 13
Coding region: 219-1670 (483 amino acids)
Biological process (GO): endoplasmic reticulum calcium ion homeostasis
Cellular component (GO): endoplasmic reticulum
Molecular function (GO): calcium ion binding
Source: RefSeq, a predicted model, not a curated record